GUGGGGCGUGAACAUCCACGUAUUUAGGAAAGGGGGCAGCGUUUCUGAGCAGAGAAUUGUAAGUGCCGGAUGCGCGUGCGUACUACCUCAGGCUCGCGCCUGCGGCUGCGUCACUUUAAAGCGACCUUCAUUUGGACAAUGACGACGGCGGCGCGCGGGAAAGUGUCAUCUUCGCCCGUGCUCUAAAGUAUCGAAUAGGGUUGCCCCGCCAAAGGAAAAGGAAUCAGCGGUACAGCUUCCUCUUAAAGGGACAGUAGCAGGGAACGUUGGCGGCCUUCGUAAAGCGGAAGGUGCCUCAGCUGCGGUUUGGAGGGAAGAAGGAAAGGGGACGGAGUGCAGUUGUUUCUGUGUACCUCCCUGGUGCUAAACAGCAUAGACGAACGACAGCAUCAGUGCAAUGUUCCCUCCGUAAGCCUGUAUGAUCAUUACAGGCCAGCACAGUGAGCGCACAUAAAACAAAGCAGCAGGCCAGGACAAUGACAGUGAAGAGCAGCAGCCUGCAGUGGGUGGAAAAGUUUUCUGUCACAGCAUACUGGUAUCAUCUCCUCCUGGACCUGCUGCUACUGUUAAAACCAGCUGGAUAAAUGGAGCAAGAGUGCUUGGCUCUUGUUGCUGCUUGUGUUCAAACUUCUCAGUUGCUAGUGCAACAAUGGAUGCUGAACAGGCGUACUGUGGUAUUUGCCAUAGCAAGGAUUCUUCAGCGGAGACGCUUUCGACGGUCAGCUGCAGUGCUGAGGCGCAUCCUCUCAGCUAGUGUCCGUCGUAAGAGAGCCCUGCUACGGCUUCAUCGCAAUGCUAUAGUGUCUGUGGUAACUAUGGUGUAUUCAUCUUCACCAGCACUGCAUUAUGAGCACGAGCUGAUGGCCCUGUCAGAGCGAUCACACUGGAUGCUCCCCAGAUGUAGCGAAUGGUGGGAGCGAAUGAUUUCUUCAGAACAGGAUGAUAAGUGUUGGAUUUCUUUAUUCAGAAUGUCACGCUCCACACUGAUGUAUAUUGCUGAGGAGUUGCGUCCUGCCUUACAGCGUCGAGACACAGGCAUGAGGUCACACAUUCCUGUUGAGAAAAGGGUGGCCAUGACCAUUUGGAAACUCGCGCAUCAUGACAGUUACAAGACUGUCUCGGAGCUUUUUGGAGUGGGAAUUUCAUCAGCCUGUUCAAUCUUUGAAGAAGUCUGCGAAGAAAUAAAUAGUCGGCUCCUGGCCCAAACAAUUUUGUUGGGCGAUCCACAAGAUAUUAUGGAAGGCUUCAAGGAAAUGGGCUUUCCCAACUGCCUAGGUGCGGUUGAUGCAAUCCACAUCUCCAUCCUCUGCCCUCCCUUCUCUGCUGAUUCCUACAUUAAUUGCAAAGGGUUCUAUUCAAUGGUGUUGCAGGCGCUAGUAGAUAGCAAAUCUCGCUUUACUGACAUUUAUGUUGGGUUUCCAGAGAGAUCCCAUGAUUCCCGCAUCUUGCAUAACUCUCCUUUUUUCAACAGCAUGGAUGAAGGCACAUUUGGUCCACAAACUCCAACAGUACUAGAAGGGGUUUCAAUGGCUCCUGUUGUCAUUGGAGAUCAUGCCUACCCACUUCGCCCCUGGCUAAUGAAACCAUAUCCAGCACCAAAAACUGAGGCCCAAGAAAAGUUCAACGAUAGGCUUGCCAAAUGCCGAACGUGUGUGGAGAGAGCUUUUGGAGUCUUGAGAGCUCGCUGGAGAUGUUUGCAAAUGAGACUGGAUGUGAGAGAGAAGCUCAUUCCUGUGGUCAUAUCUACAUGUUGCAUCUUACACAAUGUUUGUGAGAUCAAAGGGGAUGAGUUGCUAGAACCAUUAGAGAGUCCUACAGCUGGUGAUACCCAGAAUGCUUCAGCCAGGCCAAGGGUGCCACUGUCAGAAGCUGGACUUACUAAGAGAGCUUGCCAGAUCAGGGCUGCAUAUUGUUCCUAUUUUGAAAAGAACCCUCUCUAGAACAGACUCUUUUUGCCCAAGUAAUCUCAAUGUGUGUAUAGCCUCAUUAUAUAAUGAUACAAUAUUAUUACACUGAUGUAUACCACAGAGUAAUUGAUUUUUUACAAUAAAAUAAAAAAAUAUGAGAAUGAA
This is a messenger RNA of Crotalus tigris (Tiger rattlesnake), 2072 nucleotides long. It is a transcript of the gene TMEM219, whose product is annotated as transmembrane protein 219. NCBI's taxonomy places the organism in Eukaryota, Metazoa, Chordata, Lepidosauria, Squamata, Viperidae. The transcript is spliced from 3 exons. Bases 585 to 1940 code for a protein of 451 amino acids. The record is from RefSeq and is a predicted model, not a curated record.